Molecule: messenger RNA, 6171 nt
Organism: Ahaetulla prasina
Lineage: Eukaryota; Metazoa; Chordata; Lepidosauria; Squamata; Colubridae
Gene: NOC2L
Product: NOC2 like nucleolar associated transcriptional repressor
Exons: 19
Coding region: 69-2399 (776 amino acids)
Biological process (GO): negative regulation of transcription by RNA polymerase II; ribosomal large subunit biogenesis
Cellular component (GO): nucleoplasm; Noc2p-Noc3p complex; Noc1p-Noc2p complex
Molecular function (GO): histone binding; transcription corepressor activity
Source: RefSeq, a predicted model, not a curated record
UGCAUUGUGGGAGAGGAAGUGCUGAGUUUCCCACGUUGUUGCAGCUGCGGAGGGGAAGCUCUACUAGCAUGGCCACCGCCGCAGCCGCCGAAAGAAGCAAAAAACUGGGUGAUUUAAGCGUGGAUGAGUUUUUAACGUCCGGAUUUGAUUCCGAUUUGGAAGAUGAUUUGAUAGACGAUACUCCAAAUUCUGGGGAAGAUGAGAAAAGGAAGUUGCCUUCCAAACUUGACAGCAAAAAGAAACCAGGAUGUAAUUUGGUACCAGGGGAAAGGAAAACAAAGAAAGUUAAUGCUUCAGUGCAUAAGGAUCAGCUCUCUCGACUAAAAGACCGAGAUCCAGAGUUUUACAAGUUCCUGGAAGAAAAUGACAAGACUUUGCUUAAUUUUGAUGACUCUGACAGUUCUGAUGAAGAGGAAGACCAUCACGUGUUGCCUGAAAAAUUAGAGGAGGCAACUGAUGAUGAAGAUGAGGAUGAAGACGAAGAAGAAGAAGAAGAAAAAACGGCUAAGCGGAAAAAAAUGGACUUCAUUACCGUGUCGUUAAAAAUGGUGGAACACUGGAAGGAAGCUGCAGAGAAGAAACUCACUCCUAGGGUCUUCCAUGAAAUCACUCAAGCUUUUAAAGCCUGCGUGGUCACCGCCAAAGGAGAAUCUGCAGGGCCUGAUUCCGGCAAGUUCAAAGUCACCGACAGCACAGUCUUCAACUCACUUGUCUCCUUCUGUGUCCGCGACCUCUUCGUUCUUGUGCAAAAACUGCUUCAGGUGAAACCUGCAAAAAAUAAAUCAAAGUUAGUUUUGCCUUCCUCUAGCCCAUUGUGGGGCAAGUUGCGACUGGACAUCAAAAUGCAUCUUGGCUGUACCAUUCAGCUUCUGUCGUGUUUAACCCGAACCUCUGUAACGAUAGCUGUUCUUCACCACAUCAGUGCCAUAGUGCCUUAUUUUCUAAGUUUCCCCAAACAGUCUCGCAUGCUACUUAAGCAAAUUAUUCGGCUCUGGAGCACGGGCGACGAGGUCGUGAGAGUUCUAGCUUUUUUGAUACUCAACAAAUUCUGCCGGUAUAAACAGGAAGCUUAUUUGCCCUCCGUUCUUAAGCAAAUGUACAUUUCCUACGUCAAGAAUUCUAGGUUCACCUCUCCUAACGCCCUCCCUCUCAUCAACUUCAUGCAACGGACUCUGAUCGAGAUGUACGCUCUGGAUCCUUCUGUGUCUUACCAGCAGGCCUUCAUAUACAUCCGUCAGCUGGCCAUCCACCUGCGUGGGGCUAUGACCAUCAAGAAGAAGGAAAACUAUCAGUCGGUUUACAACUGGCAGUAUAUCCAUUGCUUAUAUUUUUGGUGCCGGGCGCUGAGUACGAUGCAUCCGAAUGACGUCAUGCAACCCUUGAUUUACCCUUUGACCCAAGUCAUCAUUGGUUGCAUUAAGCUGGUACCAACAGCUCGUUUCUACCCUCUACGUAUGCACUGCAUUCGGGCGCUAACCCUGCUGUCGGAGAGCACUCAGACUUUCAUCCCUGUCCUGCCUUUUAUUCUGGAGAUUUUCCAGCAGGUAGAUUUCAACAAGAAACCGGGGCGCAUGAGUGCCAAGCCUAUCAACUUUGCCGUCAUCUUGAAGCUCUCUAACGCCAACCUGCAAGAGAAGGCCUUCCGGGAUGGUCUCCUUGAACAGCUGUAUGACCUGACUUUAGAAUAUCUCCACAGCCAGUCUUACACGAUUGGUUUCCCAGAAUUGGCUCUGCCUGCUAUCCUUCAGCUGAAGUCCUUCCUGAAGGAUUGCAAGAUUGCCAACUAUUGCAAAACCAUCCGUCAGCUCUUGGAAAAACUACAGGAGAACUCCGCGUUCAUCACAGCCAAGCGCCAGAAAGCUGCCUUCGGCGUCGCUGAUCGCGAGGCGGUGGAGCGAUGGGAAAAAAACGUAAAAGCCGAAGGAACUCCGCUAAGGACAUACUACGUGACCUGGAAGAAGCUGAGGGAGAAGGAAAUACAGCUUGAAAUUACUGGCAAAGAACGGAUGGAAGAUCUAAACUUCCCAGAAAUUAAACGCAAGAAGCCGAAUGAAAAGAAGGAGGAGGAUAAGAGGGAAUUUAAGGACCUCUUUGAAAUGGAGAGCAGUUCAGAAGACGAGACCUCGGAUGUCUUCUCCCGUAAAGAGAAAAGCAAGAAGGGGGCUGCAGACCGUGCUUCCGUGAGCAGCAGUGAGGAAGAGGAAGAGGAGGAGGAAGGAGAAUAUGAAGUGGACGAUGAGGGAGACGAAGAGAACCUGAGCGACUCGGACGGAAGCGAGAGGGCCGUGCCCCAACCGAGGAGUCGUCGUCGGAAGCCGCUGUCUCGGGCGGAGGUGCAACAGCUGGCACAAGGAGGAGAGGACGUAGUGGAAGACUUGGAUUUUUCCGAUGGAGACUGAUGGAUGGACAGUAUUUUUUUGUGGGUGUGUGUGUGUGUGUGUAACUGGACAGCUGUUGCCACUUGUGGAGGGCCGAAGAAAUGGAUUCCAGCUGGCUCUGAAGCCGUUGGAGGGACAUGGCAGGAAAUUUUGUCCUCUGGCAGGGGAGCCUAAAAAAACCACGACGGCUGUAAAAAAAACAAAACCUGCCUCUUUAGAAUAAUGUGGGUUCUUAAAACCAUCUCAAAGUAACACCUCCUUUAAAUAUUAUUUCUUUUUUUUAAAAAAGCCCAGCCUCUUCUGAAGAGGAAAUCCCACUCACGCCAGCGCUGGAGAUAAAGAGAUAAAAAGACCAAAGUCCCACCACGUUUUUUUGCGCCUUGGCUCUUUUCCUAAUACCAAGUGGACAUUAUUUUUUUAAAAAAAAAAUUUUGGGACCAAAGGCAGCAGGAAGAGUUGGAAAUGGGCAGCACAAGGCAUGCUUUGAAACCACCCAAAUUCCCUUAUGAUUAUUAUUAUUAUUUUUAUUUUUCCUGUACGGCAACGUUUGUGUUGGUUCUCGGCUUGUAAAAACAGCCUCUUGUGGAUUUCUUUCGGGAUCUCGCUGCACUGAAACCGCAGCGGGCAAAACGGCCAGAUCCCGAUGGGAGAAAUGGGCUUUCACUACAUUGUGAUCUACUCACCCACUGUGCAGUUUCCACCAGGAACUGAGACCUUGACACUUAUCACUUAAGGCCACCUGACAGAUCAGAUCUAGGAUAAGGUGUUAGCAAGUCCUUAUUGUUGGUCGUGGGUGGAUCCCCAAUGUAGCCAGGAUCUCUGUGUAGUUUGCAAGUUAGCUGAAGUCUUCGGCUUGGCUGAAGAACCAUGUUUUGUGGUUUAUGGAGAUAACGCUUGACGUCCAAGAGCCUUUAAGUUGGGGAUCUCCAAACUUGGCCCCUUGAAGAGGGGUGGAUUUCAACUCCCGGAAUUCCCCAGCCAGCAACUUGCUCAUAUUUAUAGCUCAUGCUGGCUGGGGAAUUCUGGGAGUUGAAGUCCACCACUCUUCAAGGGGCCAGGUUUGGACACCCCUGCCUGAAGUGGUCAAUUCGGGUUGCCAUAAAUUUGAAAAGAUGGUGGUUCUAGCUGUAAGCUGUGGAUGAUAGGGUCAAGGAAUCAUGGCUGUUGUUAGCCUUUAUCUUUUGUAAAGACCAGAAGUGUUAUCUGGUAGGGUUCUGUAGACCAAGUUCAGAGUUGAGAUGUCAGUAGAACGUGCAUCAGGGUUUCUCAGCCUUAAACAACUUGGAAGCAGGGGGUUGGACUAGAAGACCUCUAAGGUCCCUUCCAACUCUUGCUAUUCUAAAGAUCUGUGGACUUCAAAUCCUAGAAUUCCCCAGCCAGUUGGUUUGGGAAAUUCAGGGUGUUGAAAUCUACACAUAAAGGUGAGAAACCCUGAUCUAAGAGAGUUGUGUAUAUACCCACCCCUGGUAUAUGUCUGGAUUUGAACUCUGCUUUCAGAAAGCCAGUUGGCUUUUAGAAGGGUGGACUUCGACUCUACGAAUUCUGGGAAAUUUGAGUCCUCCAGAACGGAAGGUGCAACUCAACUCCCAGAAUUCUGCAGCAGGAUGUAAGAAUUUUGGGAGCUGUAGUCCACCAGGGUGGGGUUUCAGCUCCCAGAAUUCUUAGCAGUGGUGGCUGGAGAAUCUUAAGGUGUCCCCAUCCCCAGAUGGCUGCAAUUCAAUUUCCAGCUUUCUCCAUCGUAUGGCUUGGAGAAUUCCGGAAACUGAGCUCCACGCGUUCUCUUGAUGGUAGGCCCCAAUUCUUCUGAAUUCUGUGCUCAAAAUUCUGGGAAGUCCCAUGCCCUCCAACUGGUGGGCCUCCAACUCUUAAUUCUGUUAGGAAUUCUGAGGCUUGGGAGUCCAAUCCAGGCGACGGAUCCAUGUCCCGUAGAUGGUGGGUCUCCCAGAUUCUUCUGACUUCUACGUUCAGAAGAGGGUCUUCACAGAGGGUACAAUCCUAUCUCAAUAGGAUACCCUAUAGCAGGGGUCUCCAACCUUGGUAACUUUUAAGACUUGUGGACUUCAGCUCUCAGAAUUCCUGCGAGUUGGAAAUCCGCAAGUCUUAAAAGUUGCCAAGGUUGGAGACCCCUACCCUAUAGCAACGGUAGUCUUGAAAAGCCUAGAAGUUGAGGUCCUCUCCUGACACACACACACCCAGCACCAGAUUGGCCGCCAUUCAAUCUUUGGUGUUGUCCAGCACACAGACUGGAGAAUCCUGGGAAUUGAAGUUCACCAAACAUGGGAGAUGGAACUCCCACAUCUUCAAGGUAGGUUUGAUUGUUAAACACAUCAUUCUGCUAAAAAUUGAAGCCCAUUAGACGGAGCAUUCUGCACCUGAAUGGGAAGAACUUCAAUUCUCAGGGCUCGGCAACGGGGGUGUAGAAUUAUGGGAAUCAAAGUUAACCCCCCAAUCCAAGUCAACGAAUGCAACCCAGACGUCUUCCGCUUAUUUCUGUAUUCUGGGAACUUAAAAUCCAACAGGGUUGUUCGAUUGAACUUUAAGUCCCCAGACGUUUAGCAAUGUAGCCGGAGAAUUUCUGGGAAACAAAGUCCAAACAUUUGGGGGUCUUUUUGUGUAUUCUGGGGGUGUGUGUUCCUCCCAAAUCUUUCUGUACAUUAGAAACUGUGGCUGAGGUCCAUGCAACUCGGAUGCACAGAAUUUGGGUUCCUUUGGGCUCCCCAGAAUUCAGACUGAUAGGCUACAGCAGGAGGUCUGCAAACUUGGCUCUUUUAAGACUUGUGGGCUUCCAACUCCCAGAGUUAAAAGAAAAAAAGCCAGUUUCCGGACUCCUGGCCUACAGAAUUCUGGCAAUUGUUAAGUUCUUUAGCCACUUCCCCUCCAGUGGAUGCUCCUCAACCCUGAAACCUUCCCUAGUAUUACUCUGCAGUGCCUUGGCAAACUUAAGAUGGGUGGACUUUAGCUCUAGUAAGAAGUCUACACAACUUAAAACUUGUCAAAGUUUUAUUACGUAGGGUCUCGGUUCAUUGGGUGUCCUGCAUGGUCCCUCCCCAAAUCAUCUCAGCACCUAGGCAGGUGAGUCAGAAGAUCCAUACGUGUCUCCGGGUAAGUGCAGUUCCUCCCCUUGUUUUAAGUAGGUUUGCAGGACAUAUUCAAAAGUAAGGGGCCUCUUUUUCCAAACCUCCUUAUUAACAUAUAUUAUUCUAAAUUAUUAAUUUCGAAUAAUAUAUGUUCCUGCAAGCCUACUUAUAGCGAGGGGCGCACAGAGAAAUCCAUCUGCACAGUGGGUGACCCCCAGAAAUAUGGGGGGGGUUAAGAAAGGCCAGGAGCUAACCAUGGCACCAAGGGAGGCUGGCAGGAAGAUCUGGGGCAUCCAAGCCCCCCCAGGGGCAGCCUUAGGCAUCCCAGAUCCUCUUGCCAGCUUGUCUUGUACCAUGGUUGGAGCUGAGGGUUGGUGGGGAUUGGGGGAGGCUGGGAGAUGGGGGUGCAGGAGUGCUGGGCAGCUGCCUUGGCUCCUGGGGUGGCAUUUUGGCUACUCCAAGGUCAUUGGCAAGCUGUUCUCCACGGCCCCCUUGCACAUCCAUCUCCCAUAGUCCUCCCUCAGUCCCCAUCAAUGCCUCCUGGCUUAAUAAGGGGCCUGUGUGUGGGGGGGUCCUGGGAGGAGGGGGUGUAAAGAUAUCCCCCUCCUCUUCCUAGGACCGCCCUCCCCUGGGCCCCCUCUUAAGCCAGGACUGGAGUCAAGGGUAGUAGGGGUGGGAAGCAGAGUGGGGUGUACUAAAUUUUUUUUGUGCUGUAA